This is a messenger RNA of Marchantia polymorpha subsp. ruderalis, 1917 nucleotides long. NCBI's taxonomy places the organism in Eukaryota, Viridiplantae, Streptophyta, Marchantiopsida, Marchantiales, Marchantiaceae. The record is from the annotation of a GenBank genome assembly.
GUCUGGAAGAUAAUACCAGAAGCAGUGCAAUGGAAUCAGAGAGCAGAAGGAUCGCAGACACCAUAGACUCAUUCUCGGCGACAUCUCGAUGGUACAGAACAGCGGUUACAUGAACGUGAUUACAGGCGUCAGGAGUUCAGAUGGGAGUUUGAAGACUGACGGUUUAAAUGAGGCAUAGGUUCCAGAAGAAAAGGUUUCCGACGCACUUGCAACUGAGACGGCACCUAUGUUCGCCAAUCGCAUCAAUGACGAACUGUUUGUGCUGUAUGAACCAUCGUAUGGACCUUACGACAUGGAGAUAAUAUUUGUGCACGACCUAUAUACUGAAGGCUCUGAAGAUGCCUGGAAAACCACAUGGACCAACGACGAUGGCACAUGCUGGCCGAGAGAAUUCUUGGGAAAAAAGUUCCCAAGAGCUCGUAUAUUAUCGGUGUCUUAUGAUGCUUGUGUGAUUACGAAUAGUACCCAGGGCCGAAUGAAUUCCUUGUUCACCAUUGCAGAAAAUCUAAUGGUCAACUUUUUCCUUCCAAGAAGCAAGGUUGGGUUGACAUCCAACUGCCCAGUUUUGUUCGUCGGACAUGGUCUGGGAUGCUUCGUCAUUAAGAAUCUCAUGCUCAAAGCGAGUGAACAAUUUGCGGAGAACGAAGAGAAAAGGAGGAAAUUUUUGGAAAACGUAGGUGGCUUUGUGUUCUAUUCUCCUUUCAACUCCGGAGUCAAAUGGGACCUGUAUGCCAAUGAGUCUGGUCAAAGUAAUACACUGACGGACUGCUUAAGACCACACAGCGCAGAACUCAGUCGACUCAAUGAAGCUUUCGCAAGCCUUCGACGCCGUAUGCAGGAGAGGCGGAACUCAAGGAACUUGUGGACGGUCUUGACAAUCUGCGAGUCACAUGAAACAGCAUCAAGCAGCCGUGGCCGCUCGCAAAGAUCAGGAACCUUUGUUACAGAGGCAACGGCCAGAUUCGAUUGCGAACAAUUCCGAUUUGGAGUUGGUGACCAUUUCGGAGUCUGCAAACAUCAGUCAACAGGAGACGUUGGAUAUCAAUGCGUCGAAAAUUGGCUGGAUUCUAUCCUGAAGAGUCAAAGAAAGCCUAGACCCUACUCCAUGCCCAAAUUUGAUGGGACAGAUGAUGAAAACGUUUUGAAGGCAUUUUAUCCCCAAUUUGAUGGGACAGAUAAUGAAAACGUUUUGAAGGCAAUUUCUCCCCAAUUUGAUGGGACAGAUCAUGAAAACUUGUUGAAGGCAUUUCUUCCCCGCGAGCCGUUCAUGGACCCUUCUCCUGACAAACUCCCUUCCUACAAUUCCGGAGAACUCGUUCUCAAGUUUUUGUCAGACAUUCAUACAGGACAGGACUAUGAAGCAGCCCUUCUAAAGUUUACUUCAGACAUGGAUUCACUAAAAGAACAGGCGUAUGAAGCAGCGUAUGAAGCAGCCGUUCUAAAGUUUUGUCCACUUCUAAAGUUUAGUUCACACAUUGAUUCACUAGAAGAACAGGCGUAUGAAGCAGCCGUGAAAUCGGCCAUUCCGCUGACCGAUUUCAACGUGGACACACCACGAUUUGGGUGACACAGGACUACUAUACAAGGCGCACACCCCUCCAGCAAGCACAGAAUGUGAACCCAAUAACGACUUUCCUUGUCAUCCAGGGAGAAGCUAUCAUGGUCGAGGGCCAUUGCUAUGCUUGUAAUGUUGUACCAAUCGCUUUGUUUAAGAUUCGUGGGAUGAGGCUAGGGUGUCAAAUUGUCUAGGAAUGAUGUAAAUAUAUCCUGCUGUGAAAUGCAGGUGCGAGUCAGAGGGUAGUGUUUUGAAGAACUAGCCGGUCGCAUGUAUCGAUGGCAAUAAAAAUAAAUCUAUCUUUAUACAGCUAUACAGCUGGUUCUGAUCUGGGUGAGACACACGUGUUUAUGACCAAGAAC